Pleurotus ostreatus (oyster mushroom) is the source of this 507-nucleotide messenger RNA. RefSeq lists its product as uncharacterized. NCBI's taxonomy places the organism in Eukaryota, Fungi, Basidiomycota, Agaricomycetes, Agaricales, Pleurotaceae. The transcript is spliced from 4 exons. The record is from RefSeq and is a predicted model, not a curated record. Bases 1 to 507 code for a protein of 168 amino acids.
AUGACAUGUUUCGAGGAUAUCUGGAGAUCAACGGGGAAAUUCCCUUCUCAGAAGGUUGACACCUAUAUAAAGCCUCAUGGAGCCUUGGUCGACAGCGUACGGUGCGAACAUGCAGCAGAUGCAGCAGAGUGGUUUCGAGCAACUCCGACCACAAGGCUGGGGAUCUGCAACGGUGGCGAUGAAUUCCCAGACACUAGACGAGCCGGUUUCCGACAUCAAUUCUGCGCUGCCAUGGCCUCGACGGACGCCCAAGGUAACUCUAUUUCUUGGGAUCCUCGCAACCACCUAAUAUCGUAUGAUAGGCAUGCGCCAGUUGCAGGCGAGACAAAAUCAGAUGCGACGGCACAAGGCCAUGCAGCAACUGCACCAAGAAAGGUUAUCCCCCCGAACAAUGCGUCGAUGGUUGCGAAAAUUGCCGACGCGCUCGGGUACGCUGCGAAGAAGGCAAACCCUGCUACAGAUGCAGACAGCUUCAGCUCGACUGUGUUGAAGAUCUGCAGCAAAUAG